UGACUUAAGAUAUGUCAUGCCAAGAACUGACUGUGUACAAAAUUUAUCGAACAUUAGCUUAAUCCAGGAACUGGAGACGUUUUCCAGGGGGGUUGGUUGGGUAAGCAGAAGGGGCUCAUGGGUGAUAAUAAUAAUUUAAUAGUUAAUAAUAAUAAUUUAUUAAUUUAUAGUGUGCUUUUUAACAUGUAAUGAUCAAAAGAUUUCUGUCGCAGAUUUCUUGGAUUUUGUUUUAAUUAAAUUUUCAGCAGAUUAAUGGUUCUCUAGUUAUAGUUCACACUUGCUGUGUCCAUGGGCAAAUCUAAUCACUCCAAUAAUCCCUGCAGAUCUGUGACCUGUGGCCACAAAAGUCUUUUUCUGGAAAUCUCGCAUUGAAGAUGUGCUAAGUGCAACUGUCAAGAAAACUUGGAAAAGUUUAAGGGUUACCAUGAACAGUUUAGUAUCCCACCAAGGAAGGAGAGGCAUUGCUCCCAGUAGCAUGAGAUCAUACUGUCAGGCCCUUGGCAUUGAAAUUGAACUCCUUUGGCAGUAACUUAGCACUGGAUUUAUUUAGGAUGUACUCUUGUGUAUGCAUAGGGGUUGAGGGGGAACUACCAGGAAACCAGUUCUAUCUAAAUUAUAUAUAACAAUGUUGACGUCAUAGUUUGUUUUAUGAGUAACAUUGUCGUCUACAGUCUCAUUUCUUUUUAAAGACUUAGAUAAUGAAAAUUAAUUAAAUCCAUUUAUUAGCAUUUCAUUGGCUUCGAUAAUCAUAAUUUCAUCACUGUCAUCAUUAUUAUAGUCAUCACUAUCCUUCUAUUAACUGUUGUUCUGAUGGUGACAUCCUCCUCAGAAAGAAUGCUAUAUCAGCAACACAGGGGCAUAAAAUCACACACCAGUACUAAGAAGAAAACCAUUGCAACAUACUCAAAGAAUCAACCAGUCCAAUUGCCUAAGAAGGAGCACUUUCUUACACCUGAUACCCCAGAAAUAGACUGGUUACCACGUUCCAAGGAGCUGACCUGGAAAAGAGACAUGAGCAAAAAAGGCUCUACAACACUCACUCGACCAGCAACCAGACAGGGGUCUACUCUGGCACUCAGAAAUAUAAGCAAUAUACCAUUCGAAAAAAAUUUAAGCCAAACACCAUGCAGACCACAGUCAAGGCAAUCUAACAGAAGGCUGCCUCUGGGGGGCUUUUCAGCUGGCAAAGUAAGCUCCACGGUUAAUAAAGACUGCAAGAUAUACAAAGCAGAAUUAGAGAGAAAAAAGGAUGUGAAGAAAACUAAGAAAUCAAAGGUUUUAGCCUCCACAACUACUUAUUCUUCAAGGUCAAUGUCCUGUUGUACAGCAUGUGGGGCUCUUACAUGUAGAAGUGGGCAUUCACCUGGUACCAAACAAGCAACUGUCAAAUCCAUGAUAAUAUGCCAUUCUUUAGAUGACUUGGACUUGAGUUUUGCAGAUUCAGAAGCCUUGCAACCUCACAAUUCAACCCUCAGAGAAGAUGAGUUAAGUUUAGAGCUGAAAGACACAUUCCCUCAAGACCUUUCAGCCAUAUUGGAGGAGCCAAUGGACAACAAAGAGAUUGAAUCUCUCAAAAGGACUAGGACAGACAUUGAAAACUGUACACAGAAUAACAAACAAGAGAUUGUUAAUCCAGAACUCUAUACACAUGAAACAAGUGAUCCUGACUUAACCCCACAGACUGGCUCCAAAACAGAUUGUACAAGUGGUGUGAAAAUGACAAAACCCAAACAAAAGCGGAAACUGGCCUAUUCUGUAAACACACAGCCAGACUGCAUUCUUCUUGAUGUGAUAAGCAACAAAAAGAAGCCUGUAAAAGUCCUUUUUAAGCAAGACAAAAAUUGGUUGCACAUCAACCCUUCAAGUUUUCCAGUUGAUAUAUUGUUGUAGCUUUGUCUUCA
Stylophora pistillata is the source of this 1901-nucleotide messenger RNA. RefSeq lists its product as uncharacterized. Lineage: Eukaryota; Metazoa; Cnidaria; Anthozoa; Scleractinia; Pocilloporidae. The record is from RefSeq and is a predicted model, not a curated record.